ACAACCAGUUUAAUGUUGACAUCCUUUCGGUUUUCUCGGGUGUUUGGUCCAACUCUUUCCAACAAAGAUGGACUGAGUCGCAGACUCACAUUCACAGAAGGCUAUGGACAUGACCAAUGAUGUAGGUACUUGUACACUGACCUAUGAGAGUGCUGCCCUUGGAUACAGUGAUUUUCCAUUGACAGAGGAACCAGUGUAUCUUCUGGGCAUAAAGUACAGUGCUUUAUAUGACAGGGAUGACUUAAAGAAAGAUUUUCUAUCCAGGAUAUGGUGUACUUAUAGGAAAAACUUCCCAGCCAUUGGUGGGACAGGUCCAACCUCAGAUGGGGGAUGGGGAUGUAUGUUACGGUGUGGACAGAUGAUGCUUGCCCAGGCUCUGGUGGUCAGGCACCUAGGGAGAGAUUGGAGAUGGAAUCCACACUGCCAUGAUGAAAGAUACAAAAGAGUUCUACAAAUGUUUGCUGACAAGAAAAGUGCAAAUUACUCCAUUCAACAAAUAGCAUCCAUGGGAGUUUCUGAAGGUAAACAAGUUGGAUCUUGGUUUGGACCAAACACAGUGGCUCAAGUUUUAAAGAAGUUAGCUGUGUAUGAUGAGUGGAGUUCUGUUGUGAUUCAUAUAGCCAUGGACAACACUGUUAUAGAGAAUGAUAUCAGGAGUGUUUGUAAAGGAAAUGAACAAAGUGACUGUGAUAUAAUUGGAGUUAGACAAUUAAAACAUAAUUCUGCUGCCACGGGACAAAGCAAAAGUUCUAGUCAAAAUUCCCAGAACCAAAACAAAAACAAACAAAAUACAGUGAAUGUCAAAAGUUGGAACCCACUUUUACUUGUAAUUCCAUUACGACUUGGAUUGACUGAAAUUAAUUCAGUUUAUGUGCAUAGUUUAAAGGCUUGUUUAAGUUUUCCACAGAGUGUGGGUAUCAUUGGAGGCAAACCAAACCAUGCCCACUGGUUUGUUGGUUAUAUGGGGGAUAAACUGAUUUACCUUGACCCCCACACUACGCAGCCCUGGGAGGACCUAGACAGCCCAGACUUCCCCGAUGACAGCUACCACUGUCCCUUCCCUUCCACAAUGAAUGUCAUGGAUUUAGAUCCUUCUAUAGCACUGGGUUUUUACUGUGGAACAGAAAAAGAGUUUGAUGAUCUCACACAGAGUGUUCAGAAGUUUGUUGUCAGCUCCAGUAAAAACCCCAUGUUUGAACUGUACAAAGAUAGACCCCAUCACUGGCCUCCGUAUGAACCAUAUACUGCCCAGUCAGCCAGUGCAACAGGAUUUACUAUGGUUGAAGGGCUUGAUACAGACGAAGAAUUUGAACUCAUUGGAUAACUACAAAGGUUGUUGGUGGAGCCUUCAAUGGGUGGACAGAUCCAGUGAGAUAAUUUUUACCAUAAGUUAACUUUAAAUGUGCCUGUCAUGAUAAAGGACACAAAGAGCCGAAAUUGUGAUAUUUAUUGUAUAACCUUCUUUGUGAAAACCCUCUAUACUGUUGUAUGUUUUGCAGAACCUUAGAGUUAUUUCUAAGAGUUCAAAUAUAUCCAUGUAAAUUAUAUAAGCUUACUUCCAGAAGAAAUUAACUUGUACAUGUCACUAUCAAGAGAAACUUGUACAUGUCACUAUCAAGAGAUCAUUGUGAAAAAUCAGUAACUAACCAUGCUUCAGAUACCUGUUUUCUGUAUCCGUAAAAGCUUUUAAAAGUGCACUUUAAUGAUGUAAAUUCUGUCAUUGCUAUUUAAUUGUGCUUAAUGUAAAUAUGCAAAAAAUUAUACUUUUUUCUGCUCAAUAUAUAUUUUGUUUAAAAAAAUUCGAAUAUUAAACUUGUUCAAUUAUUAGGAUCUGUUAGCUUGACUCCAUGUAUUACUAUGGAUUAAACACUUGUAGAGAGAAUACAAAUCAUAAUUCACAUGACUUAUAUUACCGGUAUUAUAAUAUGCAAAUAUUGCUCAGAAAUAGGUUUAUUAGUAUAAACUGUAGUUUAAUACACUAUUCUGUAAGUCUUUGUUCUGUUUUAAGGAUAUUUUAAUUCAGUAUGUUGCAAGAUGAAAUGUGUUAAUUUAAGAUAUUGAUUAAAAUAAAGAUGUGUUAAUUUUGAAA
Messenger RNA from Saccostrea cuccullata (small rock oyster), 2089 nucleotides. Its product is annotated as cysteine protease ATG4B-like. Lineage: Eukaryota; Metazoa; Mollusca; Bivalvia; Ostreida; Ostreidae. The coding region runs from base 104 to 1324 and encodes 406 amino acids. Gene Ontology annotation, molecular function: protein-phosphatidylethanolamide deconjugating activity. The record is from RefSeq and is a predicted model, not a curated record. The transcript has 12 exons.